Molecule: messenger RNA, 1161 nt
Organism: Ectocarpus siliculosus
Lineage: Eukaryota; Phaeophyceae; Ectocarpales; Ectocarpaceae
Source: the annotation of a GenBank genome assembly
AUGCUCGUUGCGAGAAACCACGUUCACAGGAAGGCGCCCGUGAUCGGGGAAGCCCUUCAAGCCGCCAUCGCGAACGUGCGCAGCGACACCGCUCGGGAGGACUGGGUGCUUUGCGGAUUCGACGGAGGGGGGGACAUCCGGCUUUUCGGCACCGGUGUCGGAGGCGUAGAGGCUCUCAAAGCAAGUAUCGUGGAGUGGGAUGUGUGUUACGGGUUAGUGCGCUGCAGCUACACGCUGGAGCAGGCCGGGGACGUGCAAACCGGCUUCGUCAAGUUCGUGUGGGUGUACUGGAGACCGGACAACAUCCCCGUGAUACGGAAGAUGAAGAUUGGGGUCAACGAAGGCGAGAUGAAGUCUGUGUUCGCUCCCUACCACGCCGAACUGCAGGCCUGCGCCCUGCACGAGUUAGGAGAGCAACCGCUCGCCGAUGUCCUGGACAGCGUAACGAUGAGGGCGGACAGGACGAAAACGCGGAAGCUGGAGAGGCCCCCCUCUUCUCCGUCGUUGUUAGCCAGGGGGCGCGCAGCCUGGAAGCUGGCCCGCAGCGCCCUCCCCUCGAUGCCCUUCGCCCACUUGGCGACUGCUGACGAGCAAAAGAAGGUGGCAGCGAGCGCCAACGUGGAGUUCGAGGAGCCGAAGGCCUUCGGCAGGGCCGUCAAGGACGUGCGCUCCGACAUGAGCUUCGCGGACUGGUGCCUCCUGGGCUACAAGAACGAGACCGUGCUCCGCAUGGUCGGCACUGGGAAGGGGGGCCUCCAGUGCCUCCUCGACGCGGCAGAGCCGUCCGGCGUCAACUACGGCCUUCUCCGGGUGUCGGAGAAGUUUGACGGUGUUUUCCACGAGGCCUACUGCUUCAUCUCUUGGAUACCGGAGAACAUCCCCGCCUUCGUAAAGGCCAGAGUCAGCACCCAUCAGGGAUCCGUUGCCACCGCCUUCCGGAAGCACGUGCACUGCCAGUUCUACUUCCGCGCGUCGGAGCGUAGCGACGUCACCAUGGACGUCAUCCGCAACCGCGUCUGCCAGAUCAUCGGAAAAGCGGCGGGGGCGGGGGCGGGGGCGGGGGCGGGGGCCGCGGCGGCGGCGGCGGCAGUGGUGCCAACGACGACGGAGACAGCAGCGGCACCGGCGACAACCUGCUGCCAAAGCGAGACAGACCCUUAA